Prunus avium (sweet cherry) is the source of this 596-nucleotide messenger RNA. RefSeq names its product indole-3-acetic acid-induced protein ARG7-like. The record is from RefSeq and is a predicted model, not a curated record. Gene Ontology annotation, biological process: response to auxin. Lineage: Eukaryota; Viridiplantae; Streptophyta; Magnoliopsida; Rosales; Rosaceae.
AUGGGAUUCCGGUUGCCAGGAAUUGUUCACUCCAAGAAGGGUCUAAACAAGGCGGCUAAUUCAAAGACCUUAGACAUCCCAAAAGGCUAUUUUGCAGUGUAUGUUGGGGAGAGCCAGAAGAAGCGAUUUGUGGUUCCAAUAUCAUACUUGAAUGAGCCUUUGUUCUUGGAUUUGCUGAGUCAAGCAGAAGAAGAAUUUGGAUAUGAUCAUCCAAUGGGUGGUAUCACAAUCCCCUGCAGUGAUGAAACCUUCAUUCAUCUCACUUCCCGCUUAAGUGUAUGAAUGAAGGCAAAUGAAGUGAACUGGUUCAUAUCCAAAUCAGCCUCAGUUCGAUCAGAAGAACUCGCCAUGUCAAGAUGAAGUAGAGGCUGUGAUUGAUCAUAUGCACAUUUUUCUGUUGCUUAUGAAUCUGGGAAGCCUUCUUUGAUGGUCAAACUGCUUGUGAGCUGAGCACGAAGAUACAAAAUUUGUGAAGCAGUCGAAUGACGAUAGCAUGAACUCUCGAAGACUAUUGAGCCCAAAAUCAUAACUCCAAUUUUGAACUCGAUGACAAGAAGAUUUGUCUUUUAAGCCAUGUACAAUUCUAAAUGUUUUGU